This is a messenger RNA of Girardinichthys multiradiatus, 1717 nucleotides long. Its product is annotated as tripartite motif-containing protein 16-like. The transcript has a single exon. The record is from RefSeq and is a predicted model, not a curated record. The coding region runs from base 22 to 1692 and encodes 556 amino acids. Lineage: Eukaryota; Metazoa; Chordata; Actinopteri; Cyprinodontiformes; Goodeidae. Gene Ontology annotation, molecular function: zinc ion binding; protein binding.
UCACUGAGAUGAAGAGGAGAAAUGGAGCAGCAGGCCGUUCAGGUGGACAGAGAAACCUUCUCCUGUUCGAUCUGUCUGGAUCUACUGAAGGAUCCAGUGACUACCUCCUGUGGACACAGUUACUGUAUGAAUUGUAUUAAAACACACUGGGAUAAAGAGGAUCAGAAAGGAAUCCAUAGCUGUCCUCAGUGCAGGAAAAAUUUCAUACCGAGGCCUGUCCUGGAGAAGAACACCAUGUUAGCAGCUUUAGUGGAGCAGCUGAAGAAGACUGGACUCCAAGCUGCUCCUGCUGAUCACUGCUAUGCUGGACCUGAAGAUGUGGCCUGUGAUUUCUGCACUGGAAGAAAACUGAAAGCCAUCAAGUCCUGUUUAUUCUGUCUGGCCUCUUACUGUGAGAAACAUCUUCAGCCUCAUUAUGAUGUGGCUCCAUUAAAGAAACACAAGCUGGUGGAGCCCUCCAAGAACCUCCAGGAGAACAUCUGUUCUCGUCAUGAUGAGGUGAUGAAGAUGUUCUGUCGUACUGAUCAGAAGUGUAUCUGUUAUCUCUGCUCUGUGGAUGAACAUAAAGGCCACGACACAGUCUCAGCUGCAGCAGAAAGGACUGAGAGGCAGAGAGAGCUGGAGGUGAGACGAGAAGAAAUCCAGCAGAGAAUCCAGGACAGAGAGAAAGAUGUGAAGCUGCUUCAACAGGAGGUGGAGGCCAUCAAUCACUCUGCUGAUAAAACAGUGGAGGACAGUGAGAAGAUCUUCACUGAGCUGAUCCGUCUCAUCCAGAAAAGAAGCUCUGAUGUGAAGCAGCAGAUCAGAUCCCAGCAGGAAACUGAAGUGAGUCGAGUCAAAGAGCUUCAGGAGAAGCUGGAGCAGGAGAUCACUGAGCUGAAGAGGAAAGACGCUGAGCUGAAGCAGCUCUCAAACACAGAGGAUCACAACCAGUUUCUCCACAACUACCCCUCACUGUCAGCACUCAGUGAGUCUACACACUCAUCCAGCAUCAAUAUCCGUCCUCUGAGAUACUUUGAGGAUGUGACAGCAGCUGUGUCAGAGCUCAGAGAUAAACUACAGGACAUCCUGAGAGACACAUGGACAAACAUCUCACUGACCCUCACUGAGGUGGAGGUUUUACUGUCAGAACCAGAACCAAAGAGCAGAGCUGGAUUCUUAAAAUAUUCAUGUGAAAUCACACUGGAUCCAAACACAACAAACACACAACUGUUACUAUCAGAGGAGAACAGGAAGGUGACAAUGAUGGAUCAACAUCAGUCUUAUUCUAGUCAUCCAGACAGAUUCACUGAUUGGCCUCAGGUUCUGAGAAGAGAGAGUCUGACUGGACGUUGUUACUGGGAGGUGGAGAGGAGAGGAGGAGUUUUUGUAGCAGUCGCAUACAAGAACAUCAGCAGAACAGGAAGUGUGAAUGAAUGUUUAUUUGGAUUUAAUGACAAAUCUUGGUCAUUAUAUUGUUACCAAGAAGGUUAUAAAUUUGGUCACAACAACAUCUGGACCUCCAUCUCAGGUCCUGGUUCCUCCAGAGUAGGAGUGUACCUGGAUCACAGAGCAGGUCUUCUGUCCUUCUACAGCAUCUCUGAAACCAUGACUCUCCUCCACAGAGUCCAGACCACAUUCACUCAGCCGCUAUAUGCUGGAUUUUGGGUUUGGGUCAUUGGAGGUUCUGCAGAGUUGUAUAAACCCAAAUAGAUGUUCUGUCUUGUUUCUGAUCAGG